Molecule: messenger RNA, 848 nt
Organism: Daphnia carinata
Lineage: Eukaryota; Metazoa; Arthropoda; Branchiopoda; Diplostraca; Daphniidae
Product: U-scoloptoxin(11)-Sm7a-like
Exons: 5
Coding region: 63-782 (239 amino acids)
Source: RefSeq, a predicted model, not a curated record
UUUUCCACAGUUUAGUUGGCUAUCGCAUUUCGUCUCACAAACACUCGGGACCCUCUAGCGCAAUGAUGGCUGCACACCCACUCAUCCCGUUAUUAAUCGCAGCAACUCUAAUCGCCGUAUCCAACUCCAACGACGACCUCAUCACCGUCUUCCCUUUACAAAUAAGAAGCGAGCGUGACCUGCCAUACUGCGCAACUGCAAACACUGUGUGCAGCAUCCUUCAAAAAAGAUACUGGCUCCCAGCCAUACUCAAUCGCUAUUGCCGCUGCCCCGAGGGAGCUGACUGCCCGACUGACUGGACAGGAUCGGAUGACGUAGCCACUAACGUGACAUCGCUCGUGCGUGUCAUUAAAGGACCUAAAUAUUCGCUACCACUCACAAAUCGGGCACAAAUGAAAUUUUGCUCGUCGAUGAAGUCGAUUGAAACUUGCGCAAUUAAUCAAUCUGCAGUCAACGUCAGAAUGAACGGCUCGCUCCAAACGGAUCACAUACAGUUUCCAAGUACACGCGUCUUAUGCAAGUGCCCUAGCAAUCACACGUGGCAACAAAGUCCUGUAGCUGGUGAUUCAACCAGUAGCCAAACAUCGUCCUAUACUUGCAAGCCCUUGAAACGAUGCCGAAGCCGGUCUAACUGUGGAGCUAUCACUGCCGAUACGUUUUCAGUCUAUCCAUACUGUCUGUGUCGAAGAGGUAGCGUGUGCACAAUUGAAAAUCGAAUGUUAACGCAUGUUGAGGAGCUACACUACUCUGGGCCGGCCUAUCUUGGUGUUUGCAAACCCUGACGACAUUUGAAAAAAAAAAAUCAGUAAACUAUGAUCAUACCUGCGAAUAAAGAAGUGCCAAAUUAA